CUGCUGUGGAGGUGACGGGGCCGUUCGGUUCGCUCUCCGUUGCUCUCCGUUCUCUCGGAACAAAAGCGGCUCCUUUCGGCUCGGCCCGCUCGGCCGUUCGUACGUACGCGAGAGGAAAGAAGAGAGAGAGAGAAGGAAAGCGAGAAAAUAUCGUUCGCUCGCGCGAUCGCGUAUACUCCGUAUUCGUUUCUAGCGACGAGCAAGGCUAGCCAACCGCGACUUUGACGGAAGUCGACCGGCCGUAUAUACGCAUCUCUCUCCCUCCGUCGCGCUCGCGCUCGCGCGCGCGCGCGCGUUGUAUCUCUCGCUCGCUUCGACGUUCGUAACGUUCGACGAGGAGCGACGACAUCGAGCUGUUCUACGAGACGCGACUGUACCAGCUGUGGUGACGCGACACGCUCUCGGGGGGGAGGCGAGUGUAUUAUGCCGUGCUCUGUGUUCUCUCGUUUGUAAUCUUCUGUUCUGUGCAUUCGGGCCGCAAAGCGCGAGGCUAAGGUCGGGUUUUUGCUUUCCGUCGCGCAUCGCGAUCCUCGCCUCUGUGUGCACCGAUGUUUUCUCCACCGAGGCCCCGUUAACGCCGAGGGAACAAAGGGAGACGGCGAGGGAGGCCAGCAGCGGGCGUAAGAGAAAGAGAGAAGACCUACACACAUACAGUCGUCGUAUCGAUCGAGAGCUGGUCCCACUUGACAUCACGAACUUUUUGGGAAAAUUAGUUUAUCUCGGCGGACUUGUUGUUGAUAGCAUGCAAGGACGCGAAGCGCAUUGUUACAAAGCGGCUACAAGGCGAUGAGAAGCCUGAAUGGAGUCAGAGGAAGCCUCAGAGCCCCCUGGGGCUCCCACCAAUGUUCCGUUGACAGAGCAACGCAGCCGGGUCAAUCUUGUCGCUGCACUUAAGCCGAUCUGAACCGCCACCCAUCUCAUCAUUUACACCAGAUCUGCAUUUAGUCGCGGUACUCCGGAGAGAGCGAGACAGAAGAGAGAGAACAGCUUAUCCGAUCAGAUAUCCGAUCAGAUACGUCCAGACGAGCCGAACACCCGGAUUGAAACCGAUAUAGUGAAACCCAUGCCAAAGAUCUACUUACGCCAAUCGAUUUACAUUAGGGAAUCCCGAUAAACUCAAUCGCGAGAAGCGGUUUCAUCGCGCCGAGGUAACAGGAGAAGAGAGAUAUCGGGACGUCGAAAUGGCGGCGCCGGUGAUCGAGAAGAAGCGUUUCUUCUGCCGAGAAUGGGCCUUCACGAAGCUGUCGCACUGCCUGGAGCAGAGGCCGCAAUCGAAGACGUGCGGUGCUCUGAUCGUAGGCGGACCGGGAAGCGGGAAGACGGCUCUCUGCGCCGAGUUGGCGUGGCCGUCAAGCGGCGCUUCCGCGAGACAUCAGCGGUCCCUGAAUCGUCGUCUGCUGGCCCGACACUUCUGUCAGGCUAGAAGCGAGGCCUCUCUGUCGCCCGCUCAAUUUGUGCGGUCUCUGGUGGCUCAGCUGCUCCAGGCGAGCUCGGACGGCUCUCAUCAUCGAGCGUCGUCCACGCCCAUCUCGCCGGCGACAUCCGCGAAUGCAGCCACGACCACGGUCACCACAACGUUGCUCACGACGGCGACGACGACGACGACGACGACGACGACGACAAUGGCG
Trachymyrmex cornetzi is the source of this 1628-nucleotide messenger RNA. Its product is annotated as ankyrin repeat domain-containing protein 50-like. The transcript is spliced from 3 exons. The record is from RefSeq and is a predicted model, not a curated record. The annotation marks the transcript as partial. Lineage: Eukaryota; Metazoa; Arthropoda; Insecta; Hymenoptera; Formicidae.